This is a messenger RNA of Labeo rohita (rohu), 2573 nucleotides long. It is a transcript of the gene fip1l1a, whose product is annotated as FIP1 like 1a (S. cerevisiae). The record is from RefSeq and is a predicted model, not a curated record. The transcript has 17 exons. Gene Ontology annotation, molecular function: RNA binding. Gene Ontology annotation, cellular component: mRNA cleavage and polyadenylation specificity factor complex. The coding region runs from base 170 to 1705 and encodes 511 amino acids. Lineage: Eukaryota; Metazoa; Chordata; Actinopteri; Cypriniformes; Cyprinidae.
UAACGCGCACCUGCUACACCAACACGCGGCGUGUCACUGUGACAGCUGUGACGGUAAACCCUGAAACUAUUAUCACACUACGCAAAGUUACUUUGUCGAACUCGGCGAAUCACUGAGUUAAACCGACCCUCUUAUCUCAAAGCAAAAGCGCAAAACCCCGGAGGUGAUCAUGUCCGCGAGAGAGUUAGAGAAAACAGCUGAUGAGAGCGCUGAUGACGAGACCGACUGGCUUUAUGGAGAUAACAGUUUUGAGGAAGAAGAAACAACAGAAAAGGAAGUGUUCAGUGCUCUGAUUGGCGAUGUUGAUGGUCUGAAUGGACUUAAUUACCAGGAAAGUGAAUCAGACAGUGAUGAUGAUGUCUGUGUGACCAUUGGUGACAUUAAAACAGGCGGAUCUCAAGGCUCGUCAUUUGGUUCCAGUUCCAUCAGUCUGAACAUAAAGACCUCUGUAUCAGGCUCCAAGUCCAGAGGGCUGGAUCUGGAUGCUGAAGGCAAUGUCCUGCAGGUGGAUGUGGAGUCCUUUGAGGAGAAGCCAUGGAGGAAGCCAGGUGCGGAUCUAUCUGACUACUUUAACUAUGGUUUUAAUGAGGACACCUGGAAGGCAUACUGUGAUAAACAGAGACGACUACGCAUGAGCCUGGAGAUUCUGAGCCUGGGGUCAUCAAACAAAAUAAUGGUUCAUCAGAGUUCUAGUAGUGAUCUGUCAGAGCCCCCAUCCAGGAAGUCAAGUGGUUCGAUCAAUGUUAUCGGAGGACAAGCAGGGACCAUCAGUCGAGUGGAAGGCAGAAGACGUCACAGCGCUGAUGAAAAUAACAUCCAGGUCGUGUCGGAGCAGUCCUCGGAUGCAGAGCUAUCGUCCCCAAAGCUGUUGCCCUUCUUUCCUCCCAAUAUCCCACCUCCGCCUUUCCCUCCUCCCUCCAUCAGCACCACACCACCCCUCAUACCACCACCACCCGGUUUCCCAUUACCUCCCGGGGCCCCUCCACCUAUGAUACCACCAUUAGAUAGGUUGGUGUCAUAUAGAAACUGGAGAGAGAGACAGAGGAGAUGUAGCAGACAGAGAAAGCAAGAACAUAGGAUGGCACUACACAAGCAAAAGAAGGAGAAAAAGAAAGACAGAGAAAGGAAGGGAGAGAGAAAGAGCAGUGGACGUUUGGUGGGAGGCUAUGAUCGACGCUCAGCUACACCUUACCCCUUCUCUGCAGGUGUGUAUUCACCUGCAGUGAGCAUGGCUUCAUGGUCAAGUGUGAUAGACAGUGGCAAAGCGUGGGAAAACUACACCCGUCAUGACAAAGAAAGGGUGCGAGAGAAAACCAGAGAAAGAGGACACAGGAAAGAGCGAGAGCGGGAGAGAGAGCGGUAUAGAGAAACAGACCGAGAUCACAGUCCCUCCUCCCAAGACCACAGAAGUGAGGAGGAACGUGUGUCUCGACACAGGGAUCACAGUCAUUACGGAAGCGAGAGGUACAGAGAAAGCUCGGGAAGAGAAGGAGUAAGAGACAGACAUCGAGAAAGAAGACACAGAGACAGGAAUGAACAACACAGAUCCUCACGCAGUGGCAGCAGUAGGAGGCGUCAUGAUAGUGAUGACGCAGAUAGCCACAGGAGACACAGGCACAAACGCUCUAGACACAACCGAGAAAGCCUUGAGCCCAGCGAGGAGUGCAGUGUGGACCAGGAGAACCAGUCAGAGGCCACAGAAUAACUCCCUAGCCAGCUGGAAACCUGGAAACAGGAAACCCACACCCUCCACUUCCUGUGCCUUUCCUAAACUCUCUUGCUGUCUCCCAGCAGUGACUGAGCACCCAGUCCAGGUGCAGAUCCAGCCCUGAGCUCAGGUGCUGAGCAUGGAAAAGGACUCUGCCAACUCUCUGUCUAGGAUGCGGCUAAAGUGUCGAAUUAGCAACACCGUUUUUGCUCUGCCUGCUCCUCAUCAUCAUUAACCUGAUGAUGAAGGCGAGAGGACGCAGAACAACUGCAGAGCAACUGCAGGACAGACACUUCGGCGAGAGCGUGCGACAAUCUGUUGAACUCUUGCUCUCUGGGGAAAGCGCUCAGAAGGAGUAUUUGACUCUGCAGAGGAGAAUGUGGCAGUCACAUGUAGGUCAUCCUUUUCAUUUGUCUGAAGAGCGCUUUGAUUUUGCAGGCUCGAACCAGUUAAAGGCGCACGUGUGUGUGUGAAAGCUGAAAUUAAAACUUAAUGAGUAAUUACAAGGAAGGAAAGCUGACAAGGAGUAAUUUGGAGAUAACCAGCUAUCUUUGAAAUCUAUUAUUAAUUCUUGAGAAUAAAACUUUGGUUCUGUCUGUUGUAAGCUGUACCACAAUUCAUUAUUCAUUCAGUAGAUGGGUUAUUUCAUUAAUCCAUCCCUUUUUUUGGUGUAAUUUUAAAGGGUUAGUUCACCCAAAAAUGAAAAUUCUGUUAUUAAUUACUCACCCUGAUGUCCCUCCAAAGCUGUAAAACCUUCGUUCAUCUUCAGAACACAAAUUAAGAUAUUUUUGAUGAAAUCCGAGAGCUUUCUCAAUCUGCAUAGACAGCAACACAACUGACAAGUUCAAAGCUCAGAAAGGUACUA